UCUGCCACCUGCUACUUCUCCUCUUCCCCCUCCACCCCUCCCCCCAAAAGCGGAGCCCUUAGAAAUGGAAAGCGACGAUGACCCUUUGGUGCAGCCACUGUGGGUGGAGGAGGAAGAUGAGGAGGGGGAGGAAGGUGAGGGCCACCUCGGGGGAGAGAGAUCCUGCUGUAAAUGUCACUGCAGCUCGAAAAGCUUGGCGUUUGAGCUGAGACGCAGAGGGUUUUGGGGGAUUGUUGGCUGGAUAUUCACGAACCCAUCCUGCGCCGCCUUCAUCCUGGUGGUUGGUUGUGUGAUCCCAGCGAUGCUGAUCCUCGUCAUGUUGAUGCACUGCUCCACGCUGGACAUCGACAUCUCCUACAAUGCCUUCGAGGUGAGGAACCAUCAGUCCACGCAGCGCUUUGACGCCCUGACACUUGCCCUGAAGUCCCAGUUUGGGGCAUGGGGCAGGAGCAGGCGGGACCUGGCUGACUUCACCUCCGCCUUGUUGGACAAACUCUUGACCGAGGAGUUGCUGAGAUCCCGCGGCAACGCCUCCCAAUCGAGCAGCGGGGCCAGCACGACGCAGGGACCCGGCGGAGGCAUGGUGCGGAGAGGGGCUGAGGCGCCAGCGGUUUUGGUGGUGGACGAGACCCACGUGACGGGACACGGGACCAGGCGGGCGAGGGCAUUGCCACGGUUUAACUUCCCAAACAGCUACGUGAACAGAGACACGCAGAGCCACGCCCUGUGGCGGAUGGAGCUGGUGUUCCUGGCCAGGGGGGAUGAGGAGAAGAACAUCUUCACCAAAGAGCGUCUGCUGACCAUCCACGAGGUGGAGAGGAAGGUGAUGGACCACCCCAGGUUUCGGGAGUUUUGUUGGAAGCCUCACGAGGUCCUUACAGACAUGCCUCUUGGGCCUUACUCCUACUGCUCCCCCCCCAGCUCGCUCCUCACCUACUUCUUCCCCACGGCACAAGGGGGACGCAUCUACUACGAUGGGAUGGGCCAGGAACUCGCUGACAUCCAGGGUUCGCUCCAACUGGCCAUCACCCACCCUGAGUUCUACUGGUAUGUGGAUGAGGGAAUGACCUCAGAGAACAUGAAGAGUUCACUGCUCCGGAGCGAGAUCCUGUUCGGAGCUCCGCUUCCCAGCUACUACUCAGUGGACGAUCGAUGGGAGGAACAGCACAAGAAGUUUCAGGAGUUUGUGGUCACCUACGUGGACCUGUUAGCCACGCAGUCCACCAAGGAGGUGAAGGUUCUGUAUGGGGGCACGGAUCUCUUUGACUACGAAGUAAGACGGACUUUCAACAAUGACAUGUUGCUGGCCUCCAUCAGCAGUGGAUGUAUUGCGGUCGUUGUGUACGUCCUCACCUCCUUCUCAGCAUUUCUGACUUUCUUUGGGAUCGCGAGCAUUGGCCUGAGCUGCCUGGUGUCCUUGUUCCUGUACCACGUGGUCUUCGGGAUCCAGUACUUGGGCAUUCUGAACGGAGUAGCUGCCUUCGUCAUCGUGGGCAUCGGUGUGGACGAUGUGUUUGUUUUUAUCAACACCUACCGGCAAGCCAGUCACCUGGCAGACGCCCAGGACAGGAUGGUCCACACCAUCCAGACCGCCGGCAAGGCCACCUUCUUUACCUCCUUCACCACAGCCUCUGCCUAUGCCGCCAAUGUCUUUUCCCAGAUCCCGGCUGUUCAUGACUUUGGACUCUUCAUGUCGUUGAUAGUCACGUGCUGCUGGGUGGCUGUGCUGUUCCUCAUGCCGGCCGCACUGUGUAUCUGGAGCCGUUACCUCUCACCACUGGAGCAGUUCUGCCACUCCAGCUGCCAGCAAAAGUGCCGGAGGAAAGGCACGGUGUCUUCCGAAGAGUGUGACUCCUCACUCCUCAUCACAGACCAGGACUCGCUGCAGUACCUGGAUGACGAUAUUCCUCUUCUCUCCGUUGAAGAAGAAACGGCCUCUCUGAAUGCCGGGGAUGUGCCUUUGAUCUCAAUGUUGCCGGAGGGAACGGUAGCUGGAGAUGGGAGUCAGUAUCCUGGGCUGCUGAUCACAAGAUUUCAGGGAUUUCUGCAUCACUACAUCGCACUCCCCGCAGUGAAAGGCAGGUGGAUCAUUUCAGGUGUUUAUAUCGUGGUCCUGGUCCUGUCCAUUGUAUUUGCCAUCCAGCUGUGUCCAGCUAGCCGGGCACCUCUGCUCUUCAGCCCUGACACCAACAUCCAGGUACUUCUGGAUCUGAAGUAUAACCUCAGCGCCGAGGGCAUCUCCUGCGUCACCUGCUCAGGCUUGUUUCAGGAGAAGCCUCAGCCUCUUCUCAACAACAUCCGGGCAACAUCGGCCAAAACCAAACGCUGGAAAGACUUGCCCUGGGGAGAGAAAGCAGCCACCCUACCCACCGCGAGUCCAGAUGGUGCUACGACUGUUUAUGUGAGCAUGUAUGACAGCGAUGUGCGGCCAGCUGUCUACAGGUUCUCUCUCGACGCCUCCAUCCCCUACCCCUGGCGACCACCGGCAACACGGAAUGGGGAGGUGCCCUCCUUCAAAGUCUACAUGGCGCCAUCCGGUAACUUCACCAAGAAGCUGACGGUGUGUACGUCCAGGCUGGGGCUGCCCAGUUACCGUUGUCCCAGGAAGUGGAUGAUCACGCUCUCGUCAACGUGCAAUGGGAGGAAGGGCUGGAAAUUUGACUUCCAUUUCUACGCGGCAGCUACAAAACAACUUCACACUCAGAAGCUGUAUUUCGCCCAAAUGCGGAAGAGUCCAUUCCACAGUCGGGUGUGUCUGGCACCCCCUGGCUGUAUUCUGAGUGCUGGACCUGAUGGCCCUAAUCAAGGAUCGUUCUAUGUCCCCUACGAGAAAGCUUUCUCGUUCUUGCACAAAGAGGACUCGUCUCCGACCUUUGACUUCAACCCCUGCGUGGACGCCAGCUGUGGGAAGCCAGCGGUGCGCCCCCUGGUGGACACGGGAGCCAUGGUCUUUGUGGUGUUUGGGAUCCUGGGCGUCAACCACACCAGGAGACAGGACAACCAUGUUAUCGGGGACAUGGGCAGUGUGAUCUACGAUCAGAGCUUUGACCUGUUCAGAGAGAUUGGGAAUCUGUGUAAGAUCUGCAAAGCAAUCAGCAGCAAUUCUGAGCUGGUGAAGAUGGGAGGAGCUCAGUGCCUGCCCUCAGGUUACAGUGUUUCUGCCUUCUUGCAAAUGUUACACCCGGAGUGUAAGAACAUUCCGGAGCCCAACCUGCUUCCCGGGCAGCUCUCCCACGGUGCCAUCGGAGUAAAAGAUGGCAAAGUCCAGUGGAUUUCCAUGGCCUUCGAGUCUACCACCUACAAAGGGAAGUCUUCCUUCCAGACCUACUCUGACUACCUAAAGUGGGAGACGUUCCUGCAGAAGCAGUUGAUCCAGUUUUCGGCGACCUCGUCACUGCAGCAUGGUUUCCAGACAUGUGAACACUGGAAGCAAAUCUUCAUGGAGAUCAUAGGUGUCCAGAGCGCUCUGUACAGCCUGAUCCUCUCGCUGGUCAUAUGCAUCGCAGCCGUGGCCAUCUUCACCACCCACCUGAUGCUCCUCCUGCCCGUCCUGCUGACCAUCCUGGGUGUCAUCUGUUUGGUGGUUGCCAUUAUGCACUGGCUGGGAUGGGAAAUGGGCGCAGUGGAAGCCACCUCACUGUCUAUCCUAGUGGGCUCCUCCGUGGAUUACUGUGUCCAUCUGGUGGAAGGCUACUUGCUGGCAGGAGAGCACCUUCCGAUCACUGAGACUGGCGACAAGUGCAGAAAGGGGCAGUGGAGGACACUGGGCGCGGUGCGGCACGUCGGUGUGGCCAUUGUCUCCAGCGCCAUCACCACGGUGAUUGCCACCAUCCCCCUCUUCUUCUGCAUCAUCGCUCCCUUCGCCAAGUUCGGGAAGAUUGUGGCUCUGAAUACGGCCGUGUCCAUCCUGUACACACUGACCGUCAACACCGCGUUGCUCAGCAUCCUAGCUCCCGGCGACUUCCGUCGGUCCCGCCGCUCCUUUGCCAAGGCACUGCUGGGCGUGGUGGCUGCAGGCCUAACCGGGCUGGGCGUCUGUCUAGUGCUGGUCAAACUGGGAAUCAAGAUCCCUCUUCCCAACGGCUCCACGCUGUAGUUUCACUGGGAACUUUUAUCUGUGACACUAUAAUACAGAAGAAGAGACAAAACCAUCAGCACAAUACAAGGGUCAGGAUCCUCGCCUGGUUUAUUUGGUUUUGUGGAAGCGAGCGCUGUCUCAGUUGAUAUGUACUUUCGUUUGUUUCUCUUGCGAUUGCCACUGGCUUUCCCAGUCAUUCAGAAAGGACUUCUAUCCCAAGACUUCCUCAUGCACCACCCCCAAAUGUCAGGAUGAACCCUUGUGUGUGAAGAUGGGGGCAACAGGGCCCAGCCAGUGUGUUAAUCGUUGACCAUCCCUCACAUCUAUUGGAGACACGUCACUGGAACCAUCACAAUGAUUGCAAUCAGAAACUGGAAAGAGGACUUAUUACCACACCAGCCAAACUAACCAAUUAAGUUGUCAAGAGUAAAGAUGGUUCCCCACAGGUUGCUCCAGCACUGCCCCCCCC
Molecule: messenger RNA, 4547 nt
Organism: Callorhinchus milii (elephant shark)
Lineage: Eukaryota; Metazoa; Chordata; Chondrichthyes; Chimaeriformes; Callorhinchidae
Gene: disp3
Product: dispatched RND transporter family member 3
Exons: 20
Coding region: 65-4096 (1343 amino acids)
Cellular component (GO): membrane
Source: RefSeq, a predicted model, not a curated record